AACUUUGUUUUCGUUACGCCCACUUUAUACGAUCGUAAAAUUUCGACUUUCGUGUUGUGUUUCCCGUGCGUAGAGAAAUCUUAACAAAUCAUGGCAAAGUCGAAGAACCACACGGCGCACAACCAGCACCGUAAGGACCACAGAAAUGGAAUCAAGAAGCCCAAGAGGUUCAGAAGCGAUCACACCCGUGGCGUUGACUCCAAAUUCCUGAAGAACCUUAAAUUUUCCCGCAAGCACAACCUGAAGCCAGCCCAGCAGCUGAAGAGGGCCGCUGAGAGAGCAGCAGCCAGAACGCAGAAGGCUCCACAGAAAAAAUAAUUUCCCUCUGGACGUUUGACUUCAAAAAGAAUGCUUCUGUGUUAAUAUAAGGAUGACCAUUAAAUACCAAAUUUUGGUUA
Molecule: messenger RNA, 398 nt
Organism: Neocloeon triangulifer
Lineage: Eukaryota; Metazoa; Arthropoda; Insecta; Ephemeroptera; Baetidae
Gene: RpL29
Exons: 4
Coding region: 91-318 (75 amino acids)
Biological process (GO): cytoplasmic translation
Cellular component (GO): cytosolic large ribosomal subunit; ribosome
Molecular function (GO): structural constituent of ribosome
Source: RefSeq, a predicted model, not a curated record